Messenger RNA from Malania oleifera, 3106 nucleotides. RefSeq names its product subtilisin-like protease SBT1.3. The record is from RefSeq and is a predicted model, not a curated record. Bases 553 to 2868 code for a protein of 771 amino acids. Gene Ontology annotation, biological process: proteolysis. The transcript has a single exon. NCBI's taxonomy places the organism in Eukaryota, Viridiplantae, Streptophyta, Magnoliopsida, Santalales, Ximeniaceae. Gene Ontology annotation, molecular function: serine-type endopeptidase activity.
AAUUUACAUUUUUAUAUAUGAUUAUUGAACAAAGUAACAAGAAAAAUAAACUAUAUAACAAAUUUACAUAUAAUUAGUAUUUACUUUUUAAAAAACUUUAUCAUAUUAAAAUACAAUUUUAUUUUUAAUAUUAUUUAAUAUAAAAAAUAUUAAAAAAAUAAAUCACCUACUUAUUCUCUUUCCCUUUCUCUUUUUUCCAAAUAAAAACUUCUAUCCAAACAGGACUUCAAAGUUUUUAAUUCAGGAUUGAGCUUUUCCAUAUUGCACCUUCAUCCGCGUCAUAGAUUUUUCUCUUCAAAUAGGACAAGGAAAUUUGGGAAGACCAAAUGCAAAGGGCGUGGCUAGCCUAGGAACCAUCGACUUCCUCCUCCUCCGCCACCACCACCAACGCCAACAGCUAGCUCUCCGAAAGGGAACUGGCAUUGAUGAAUCAACCACCACCUCUUUUAUAAUUAUUACCUCCUCCCAAAUAUUUCAACUUUCAAGGAUCCACCAUAUUCCCAGAUUCCAAAGAUCCUCGCAGAACUCUCCUAUCUUGCAGUUUCAACGAAAAUGGCUGGAAUUUCAGUAAAAUGGCUGCUUCUGGCUCUCUCAAGCCAUCUAAUCUUCACAUUUGCCUUCUCUACAAAGAACCCAUCAAGCAGAAAGACUUACAUCAUCCAAAUGGAUGAAUCUGCAAUGCCGGCUCCCUACUCGGAUCACCUCAAGUGGUACUCGUCAAUAGUGAAAUCAGCAGUCUCUGAACUUGCAACAGGGGGUGACAGUGACGAAGGGCGGGUUAUUUACAGCUACCAAACAGCUUUCCAUGGAGUAGCUGCUCUGCUCAGUGAAGAAGAAGCAGAGAAGCUUCAGGAAACACAGGGAGUGAUGGCAAUUUUUCCCGACACUGUUUACCAGCUGCACACCACAAGAAGCCCCACGUUCCUGGGGCUCGACCGAGCCAGCAUAAGCGUCUGGGCUGAAAAAAAACCUGAGCCUGAUGUGGUGGUGGGCGUGCUCGACACUGGGAUUUGGCCAGAAAGCCAAAGCUUCAACGACACAGGCAUGGGGGCCGUCCCCGCCCACUGGAAGGGAGCCUGCGAGACCGGCCGAGCCUUCACUAAACAGCACUGCAACAGAAAAAUUGUGGGUGCGAGGAUCUUCUACCGCGGGUACGAGUCCGCCAACGGGCAGAUUAACGAGCAGGAGGAGUACAAAUCACCGAGAGAUCAAGACGGGCACGGGACUCACACGGCGGCCACGGUCGCCGGGUCCCCUGUUCGCGGCGCGAACCUUCUCGGUUAUGCUUACGGGACCGCACGAGGGAUGGCACCCAAAGCGAGAAUCGCCAUCUACAAAGUGUGCUGGGCCGGCGGCUGCUUCAGCUCCGAUAUUCUCUCGGCGGUGGACCAAGCGGUGGCUGACGGCGUUGGUGUGCUGUCAAUCUCGUUGGGCGGUGGCGUUUCGCCUUAUUUCAGGGACAGUUUGUCCGUGGCGGCUUUUGGGGCGACGGAGAUGGGGGUGUUUAUUUCUUGCUCAGCCGGAAAUGCAGGGCCGGAUCCAACCAGCCUCGCAAAUGUCUCUCCGUGGAUCACCACCGUGGGAGCCAGCACCAUUGAUAGAGAUUUCCCGGCGACUGUUAAAUUGGGAAAUGGUAGAAUCUUAAACGGGGUUUCACUUUACAGAGGAAGAAGGAAUUUGUCAACAGGAAAACAGUAUCCCGUGGUUUAUGCGGGCGGAAACUCGAGCUUUCUUACUCCGAGCUCCCUGUGUUUAGAGGGAUCUUUGGAUCCUCACGCCGUCGCCGGGAAGAUUGUAAUAUGCGACCGCGGCGUAAGCCCCCGAGUUGAUAAAGGUCAGGUGGUUAAAAAAGCGGGAGGACUGGGGAUGAUUCUGACGAACACCGAAGCAAACGGGGAAGAGCUGGUCGCCGACUGCCACCUUCUCCCCGGAGUUUCCAUCGGAGAAAAAGCCGGGAGAGUAAUCAAGCUUUACGCCUCGAGUCCAUACGCAACCGCAACUCUGAAAUUUCUCGGCACCAAGGUGGGGAUUCGGCCGUCUCCGGUGGUGGCGGCGUUUUCGUCCAGAGGACCCAAUCCCAUCACGCUCGAGAUUCUGAAACCAGAUAUGGUUGCGCCGGGAGUGAACAUUCUCGCCGCUUGGAGCGGCCUCGCCGGUCCUUCCAGCAUGCCAACAGACCGCCGGCGGGUGAAAUUCAACAUACUGUCCGGAACAUCCAUGUCCUGCCCGCAUGUGAGCGGAAUCGCCGCCCUGAUCAAAACUAAGCACCCGGAUUGGAGUCCGGCGGCGAUUAAAUCAGCAUUGAUGACCACCGCUUAUGUUCAUGACAACACCCAUAAACCCAUUUUGGAUACCUCAAGAAACGCACCUUCAACCCCAUUUGAUCACGGCGCCGGCCACAUAGACCCAUUAAAAGCCCUAAACCCUGGGUUGAUCUACGACGCCGGCGCACAGGAUUACUUUGAUUUCCUCUGCACACAAGGGCUUUCUCCGAUGGAGCUGCAAGCGUUUUCCAAGAAAAGAUCCUGCAGAAAUCUAGCCAACCCAGCGGAUCUGAACUACCCAUCAAUCUCAGCCGUGUUUCCGGCGAAAACAUCAAUUUCCGCUCUGACCCUUCACAGAACGGUGACCAAUGUCGGCCAUGCCUUCUCGAAAUACCGCGUUUCAGUGUCACGAUUCAAAGGAGCAUCCGUAAAAGUUCAACCAGAAACCCUGAUCUUCACCAGAAAACACCAGAAACUGACCUUCAACAUCACUUUCAUCACAAAAUCUAGGCAACCCUCGCCAGAAUUUGGGCGUUUGGUGUGGAAAGACGAAAGUCACAUCGUGAAAAGCCCACUUGUGAUCACAUGGCUGCUACCAUUAUAGCUUGAAUCUGGUUUGUUUCGUAAUAAGCAGCUGUUAACUGUUUCGUAGAGAGCCCUGCGUUCACUAUUUUUAUUAUUUGCAAUGCUUUUCCUGCUUUGUUUUGUUUGUUGCCAUAAUUUUGAACCGUUCAAUACUGAAAACCAAGAAAGCCAUUCUCAGUUUCUAGCGAAUUGGAACACCAAACUAUUAAUUUUUUGUGUUAGAAUGGAAUAAAUGCAACAGUUUAUAUUAUAUGAAA